GCGGAGAGAGGGCGGCGGCGCUGCCGAGGCGAAACUGUGGGGGGACGCGGCAGCCGGUGGCCUCCACCCCCAACUCCCCACAUCCCCGUAGCGGGAAGGGGAAAGCGAACGGCUGCUUCCCCCAGCCCCCUUCCCGGAGGCGUACGGUCUUGCCUAGAGCUCGGCGCGGCGGCUGGCGCUGCGCUCGGGGCAGAAAGCGGGCGGGCGGGCAGCUGGAACUCCGAGCCGCCGCUUGAGGGGAGAAGAGGGGUGUUCCCGCACCCCCCGGCCCCAGCCCGGGUGGAUGUGCACAGCCGAGGGCAGCGGCGGCGGCUGUUGCGGCCUCCCCAUGGCUGGGCCCCGGCGGUGAAGGCGGCGGGAGCCGCCUGUGUCCGCGCCGCGCCGGGAGGCAGCGCAGCCAGCAGGGGGCGGGCGGGGAGGGGGAUGAGCGCUGCAGCCGCCGCCGCCUCUGCGGGAGCCGCCGCCGCCGCCUGCACCGGGGCCGAGGGCGGCUUCUUCUUCCUUUCCAGCCGCUCCGGCCCGGCGGGGUCCAUGGGGCCUGAAGAGGGCUCAGCCGGCGGGCUGGGAGCCCUGCCUGGCGCCCUGGCGGCGCCGUCGCUGGGCUGCCGGAGCCGCUACCAGCUGCUGCUCUCCGGGAAGGCCCUGGCCGACAGAUACCGGAAGAUUUACACGGCGGCUCUGAGCGAUCGGGAGCUGGGAAGCCACUCGGGCAGAAGUAAGAAACUUUUUAGCAAGAAAAAAUUGAAAAGAAAACAGAAGACUAAAUUGAAAGUCAAAACACGCAACAAGACUGAAAACAUAGAGAGUACCAUAACCAUACCAGAUAUCAAAUUACACAGCAAUCCUUCAGCUUUUAAUGUUUACUGCAAUGUCCGCCAUUGUGUGUUGGAGUGGCAAAAAAAGGAAGCAUCUGUAUCUCUGGCUUCAAAGAACAGUGUACAGAGUGGGGAUUCGGACAGUGAUGAAGAAGAGGAAUCCAAAGAGCCACCUAUUAAACUCCCAAAGAUCAUUGAAGUUGGAUUAUGUGAAGUCUUUGAACUGAUAAAGGAGACAAGAUUUUCUCAUCCAUCUUUGUGUCUCAGGAGCCUACAAGCCCUACUUAAUGUGCUUCAGGGCCAGCAACCAGAAGGCCUGCAGUCGGAACCUCCUGAAGUCCUAGAAUCCCUGUUCCAGCUUCUUCUGGAGAUAACUGUCCGCAGCACAGGAAUGAAUGACAGUACAGGACAGUCCUUGACAGCACUUUCCUGUGCUUGCCUCUUCAGUUUGGUAGCUGCAUGGGGAGAGACAGGAAGGACGUUGCAAGCAAUCUCUGCUAUCCUCACCAAUAAUGGCAGCCAUGCUUGUCAGACUAUUCAGGUGCCGACCAUUUUAAACUCUCUUCAACGGAGUGUACAGGCAGUUCUGGUGGGCAAAAUCCAAAUCCAGGACUGGUUCAGUAAUGGGAUAAAGAAGGCAGCCUUGAUGCACAAAUGGCCAUUGAAAGAAAUAUCUGUAGAUGAUGAUGACCAGUGCCUACUUCAGAGUGAUGGCUUUUUCCUCUAUCUCUUGUGUAAAGAUGGACUUUACAAAAUCGGUUCUGGAUAUAGCGGGACAGUGAGGGGCCAUAUAUACAAUUCUACAUCCCGCAUCAAAAACAGAAAGGAAAAAAAGUCUUGGUUAGGCUAUGCUCAGGGUUAUUUAUUAUAUAGAGAUGCGAAUAAUCACAGUAUGACAGCCGUAAGAAUAAACCCUGAAACCUUGGAGCAAGACGGUACAGUUGCUUUGCCAGAUUGUCAUACUGAAGGGCAGAAUAUCCUUUUCACUGAUGGAGAAUAUAUUAACCAAAUAGCAGCAUCUAAAGAUGAUGGCUUUGUAGUGCGAAUAUUUGCAACAAGUACUGAGCCAGUACUGCAACAAGAACUGCAGCUUAAGCUUGCUAGAAAAUGCUUACAUGCAUGUGGCAUCUCCUUAUUUGAUCUGGAGAAAGACCUGCACAUUAUCAGUACAGGGUUUGAUGAGGAAUCAGCUGUCCUUGGUGCUGGAAGAGAGUUUGCUCUAAUGAAAACCGCUAGUGGAAAGAUUUAUUAUACUGGUAAAUAUCAAAGCCUUGGUAUCAAACAAGGUGGUCCUUCAGCAGGAAAAUGGGUGGAACUCCCAAUCACAAAAUCUCCAAAGAUUAUUCAGUUCUCUGUUGGACAUGACGGCUCACAUGCCUUACUUGUUGCUGAAGAUGGGAGCAUAUUCUUCACGGGUUCUGCUAGUAAAGGAGAGGAUGGCGAAUCAACUAAAAGCAGACGGCAGUCAAAACCAUACAAACCUAAAAAAAUCAUUAAAAUGGAAGGAAAGAUUGUCAUAUCUACAGCGUGCAAUAAUGGCAGCAGUUCUGUAAUUUCAAAAGAUGGAGAACUCUACAUGUUUGGAAAAGAUGCCAUUUACUCUGAUAGUACAAGUUUAGUCACAGAUUUGAAAGGCCAUUUUGUGACUCAAGUAGCCAUGGGCAAAGCUCACACCUGUGUGUUAAUGAAGAACGGAGAAGUUUGGACAUUUGGAGUGAAUAAUAAAGGACAGUGUGGACGAGACACAGGCUCCAUGAGCCAGGGAGGAAAAGGUUUUGGAGUUGAGAACAUGGCAACAGCAAUGGAUGAAGACCUAGAAGAAGAGCUGGAUGAAAAAGAUGAGAAGUCUAUGAUGUGUCCUCCAGGCAUGCAUAAAUGGAAGCUGGAGCAGUGUAUGGUGUGCACUGUAUGUGGAGAUUGCACAGGCUAUGGAGCUAGCUGUGUUAGUAGUGGGCGUCCUGACAGAGUACCUGGAGGAAUCUGUGGCUGUGGCUCAGGUGAGUCGGGCUGUGCUGUAUGUGGCUGCUGCAAGGCGUGUGCUAGAGAACUGGAUGGCCAGGAAGCAAGGCAACGAGGAAUCCUUGAUGCUGUAAAAGAGAUGAUACCUUUAGAUCUCUUGCUGGCUGUCCCUGUUCCUGGAGUAAAUAUUGAAGAACACCUUCAGUUACGGCAAGAAGAAAAGCGGCAGCGUGUAAAUAGGAGACAUAGGUUGGAAGAAGGAAGAGGCCCCCUUGUAUUUCCUGGUCCUAUUUUUAUGAACCAUCGAGAACAGGCUCUAGCCAGAAUCAGACCCCAUCCAGCACAGCUAAAGCAUAAACGGGACAAGCACAAAGACGGAAGUGGAGAGAGAGGUGAGAAGGAUACCAGCAAAAUCACAACGUAUCCACCAGGGGCUGUCCGCUUUGACUGUGAACUGCGAGCUGUGCAAGUCAGUUGUGGAUUUCAUCAUUCAGUGGUUUUGAUGGAGAAUGGUGAUGUUUACACAUUUGGAUAUGGGCAGCAUGGGCAACUUGGACAUGGUGAUGUUAAUUCCAGAGGAUGUCCCACUUUGGUGCAGGCAUUACCAGGUCCUAGUACACAAGUUACUGCUGGGAGCAACCAUACAGCUAUUCUCCUAAUGGAUGGCCAGGUUUUCACAUUUGGAAGUUUCUCAAAAGGUCAGCUUGGUAGACCAAUUCUGGAUAUGCCUUACUGGAAUGCAAAACCAGCACCUAUGCCUAAUAUAGGCUCCAAAUAUGGACGCAAAGCAACAUGGAUUGGAGCAAGUGGAGACCAGACUUUCCUCAGGAUCGAUGAAGCUCUCAUUAAUUCUCAUGUGCUUGCUACAUCAGAGAUAUUUGCAAGCAGACAUAUAAUAGGUUUGGUACCAGCUUCAAUAUCAGAACCUCCUCCUUUCAAAUGUCUUCUGAUAAAUAAAGUAGAUGGCAGUUGCAAAACAUUUAAUGAUUCUGAGCAGGAAGACCUUCAAGGUUCUGGUGUGUGUCUGGAUCCUGUCUAUGAUGUUAUUUGGAGGUUUCGACCAAAUGCUAGGGAACUGUGGAGUUACAAUGCAGUAGUUGCGGAUUCCAGACUUCCCUCAGCUCCAGACAUGCAAUCCCGGUGUAGUAUUUUGAGUCCAGAGCUUGCCCUACCAACUGGUUCUAAAGCUCUAACCACGAGAUCUCAUGCAGCUUUGCACAUUCUAGGUUGUCUUGAUACUUUAGCUGCUAUGCAGGACUUAAAAAUGGGUGUAGCAAAUAUGGAAGAAGAGACUCAAGCAGUAAUGAAAGUUUAUUCUAAAGAAGACUACAGUGUUGUUAACAGAUUUGAAAGUCAUGGAGGAGGCUGGGGUUAUUCAGCCCACUCAGUAGAAGCUAUCCGUUUCUGUGCUGAUACAGAUAUUUUGUUAGGUGGUCUUGGUCUAUUUGGAGGUAGGGGUGAAUACACUGCUAAAAUAAAGUUGUUUGAAUUGGGUCCAGAUGGAGGAGACCAUGAGACCGAUGGAGACCUUCUUGCUGAAACAGAUGUCUUAGCAUAUGAUUGUGCUGCUAGAGAGAAGUAUGCAAUGAUGUUUGAUGAACCAGUACUCCUACAAGCUGGCUGGUGGUAUGUUGCCUGGGCAAGAGUGUCAGGACCCAGCAGUGACUGUGGAUCUCAUGGACAGGCCUCUAUUACUACAGAUGAUGGUGUUGUAUUUCAAUUUAAAAGUUCCAAGAAAUCAAAUAAUGGUACAGAUGUUAAUGCAGGGCAGAUCCCACAGUUACUCUACAGGUUGCCAACAAGUGAUGGCAGUGCAUCUAAAGGAAAACAGCAAACCAGUGAACCUGUGCAUAUUUUAAAGAGAUCUUUUGCCAGAACUGUCUCAGUGGAAUGCUUUGAAUCUUUAUUGAGCAUCCUUCACUGGAGCUGGACAACACUGGUGCUGGGAGUUGAAGAACUUCGGGGACUUAAAGGAUUCCAAUACACUGCUACUCUUUUGGAUUUAGAAAGGUUGCGUUUUGUGGGCACUUGCUGCCUGAGAUUGCUGAGGGUCUACACCUGUGAAAUAUAUCCAAUAUCAGCUACAGCUAAGGCAGUGGUAGAAGAAACAAGCAAAUUAGCAGAUUGCAUUGGAAAAACAAGAACCUUGCUGAGAAAAAUUUUAUCUGAAGGAGUUGAUCAUUGCAUGGUGAAGCUGGACAAUGAUCCACAAGGAUACCUCAGUCAGCCUCUCACUCUUUUAGAAGCUGUUCUUCAGGAAUGUCAUAACACAUUCACAGCUUGUUUUCAUUCAUUUUAUCCAACACCAGCUCUCCAGUGGGCAUGUCUUUGUGACUUGUUGAAUUGUUUGGACCAGGACAUCCAGGAAGCAAACUUCAAAACCUCCAGUAGCCGGCUUCUUGCUGCAGUUAUGUCUGCUCUCUGCCAUACUUCAGUAAAACUGACCUCUAUCUUUCCAAUUGCUUAUGAUGGAGAGGCAUUGCUGCGAUCAAUGGUUAAACAAGUCAGCACUGAGAAUGACUCUGCUCUGGCCCAUCGUUUUCCUCUUUUGGUUGCACACAUGGAAAAACUUAGUCAGAGUGAAGAAAAUGUUUCAGGGAUGACAAGCUUUCGGGAAGUGCUGGAAAAGAUGUUGGUCAUUGUUGUUCUACCAGUACGGAACAGUCUUAGAAGAGAAAACGAACUUUUCUCUUCACAUCUGGUUUCUAAUACCUGUGGGUUGCUUGCUAGUAUUGUGAGUGAGCUCACAGCAUCAGCAUUAGGAUCUGAGGUUGAUGGGCUGAAUUCUCUCCAUUCUGUGAAAUCAACUCCAAACCGAUUCACUAAAACAAGUCAGGGAAGAAGCUGGAAUACUGGAAAUGGAUCCCCUGAUGCAAUAUGUUUCUCUGUCGAUAAACCUGGUGUAGUUGUAGUAGGAUUUUCUGUUUAUGGUGGAGGAGGAAUUCAUGAAUAUGAGUUGGAAGUAUUAGUUGAUGAUAGUGAUCAUACUGGAGAUUCAACUCAUUCACACAGAUGGACAUCUUUAGAGUUGGUUAAAGGAACUUACACCACAGAUGAUUCUCCCAGUGACAUAGCUGAAAUCAGACUUGACAAAGUUGUGCCACUGAAGGAAAAUGUGAAAUAUGCAGUUCGCUUGAGGAAUUAUGGAAGCCGGACUGCCAACGGAGAUGGAGGAAUGACCACAGUUCAGUGUCCAGAUGGUGUAACAUUUACAUUUAGUACAUGUAGUCUGAGCAGUAAUGGCACAAACCAAACACGAGGACAAAUUCCACAGAUUCUUUAUUACAGGAGUGAGUACGAUGGAGAUCUGCAAUCACAGCUGUUGAACAAAGCUAAUGAAGAAGAUAAAAAUUGUAGCAGGGCUCUUUCUGUUGUGAGUGCUGUUGUACGGGCAGCCAAGGACCUGUUGCACAGGGCUCUUGCUGUAGACGCUGAAGACAUUCCAGAACUACUCAGCUCUUCCAGUCUGUUUUCAAUGCUGCUUCCCCUCAUAAUAGCCUACAUAGGACCAGUAGCAGCAGCUAUUCCCAAGGUUGCUGUUGAGGUCUUUGGCCUAGUACAACAGUUGCUUCCUUCUGUGGCAGUUCUGAAUCAGAAAUAUGCUCCUCCAGCUUUUAACCCAAAUCAGUCCACAGACAGCACUACUGGAAACCAGCCAGAGCAAGGGCUUUCAGCUUGUACUACCUCCAAUCAUUAUGCUGUUGUAGAAAGUGAGCAUCCUUAUAAACCUGCCUGUGUUACACACUAUAAGGUGACUUUUCCUGAAUGUGUCAGGUGGAUAACAAUAGAGUUUGACACUCAGUGCGGCACUGCUCAAUCAGAGGAUGUUCUUCGUUUACUCAUUCCUGUUAGAAUUGCACAGAGUCUGGGAUUUGGACCAAAGCAUGCUUCUGUUCAUGACAACCUUAAUUCAUGGGUAGAGCUGAAAAAAUUCUCUGGAUCUUCAGGAUGGCCUACCAUGGUGUUAGUAUUGCCAGGAAAUGAAGCUCUUUUUUCUCUGGAGACUGCGUCAGACUAUGUGAAAGAUGAAAAGGCUUGUUUUUAUGGUUUCAAAUGUUAUGCAAUUGGAUAUGAAUUUAGUCCAGGAUCUGAUGAGGGUAUUAUUCAGCUGGAGAAGGAAUUGGCAAAUUUAGGAGGAUCAUGUGCAGCAGCUUUGAUGAAGAAAGAUCUAGCACUUCCUAUUGGUAAUGAAUUUGAAGAAGAUCUUGAGAUACUUGAAGAGGCUGCCUUACAGGUGUGCAAAUCUCACUCUGGCAUUCUUGGGAAGGGCUUGGCACUGUCUCACUCCCCAACCAUUUUGGAAGCUCUCGAAGGAAAUCUUCCACUUCAGGUACAAAGCAAUGAACAGUCAUUUCUGGAGGAUUUCAUUGCUUGUGUACCAGGAUCAAGUGGUGGACGACUUGCAAGGUGGCUUCAGCCAGAUUCAUAUGCUGAUCCUCAAAAAACAUCAUUGAUUUUGAAUAAAGAUGACAUUCGAUGUGGCUGGCCAACUGUUAUUACCGUACAAACAAAAGACCAGUAUGGGGAUGUUGUUCAUGUUCCUAAUAUGAAGGUAGAAGUCAAAGCUAUUCCUGUUUCUCAGAAAAAAACAUCUUUGCAACAAGAACAAGCUAAAAAGGUACAACGGAUACCAGGGAGUCCUGCAACAGCUGCGUCCCCUACCAGUGAUAUGACCUUUGGAGGACUUCCUUCACCAAAGCUAGAUUCUUCCUAUGAGCCAAUGAUAGUAAAAGAAGCUCGCUAUAUUGCUAUUACAAUGAUGAAGGCAUAUGAAAAUUACUCUUUUGAAGAACUUCGCUUUGCUUCACCAACACCAAAGAGACCCAGUGAAAACAUGUUGAUCAGAGUCAAUAAUGAUGGUACAUACUGUGCAAACUGGACUCCUGGAGCUGUUGGUCUCUAUACCAUUCAUGUUACUAUAGAUGGCAUUGAAAUAGAUGCUGGACUGGAAGUGAAAGUAAAAGAUCCUCCAAAAGGAAUGAUACCUCCAGGAACCCAACUUAUUAAACCAAAAGCAGAGCCUCAGCCAAACAAGGUUCGCAAAUUUGUGGCCAAGGACAGUGCAGGGCUUCGUAUCCGUAGCCACCCUUCCCUUCAGAGUGAGCAAAUAGGCAUAGUGAAAGUCAAUGGAUCCAUCACUUUCAUUGACGAGAUCCACAAUGAUGAUGGUGUUUGGCUGAGGCUGAAUGAUGAGACAAUAAAGAAGUAUGUUCCUAACAUGAAUGGUUACACUGAAGCCUGGUGUCUGUCUUUUAACCAACAUCUUGGCAAGAGCCUUCUGGUACCUGUUGACGAAUCUAGGUGUAAUACUGAUGAUUUUUUCAAAGACCUAAAUUCACACUGCCCACAGGAAGCAGUGAUGCAAGAACAAGAUAUGCCAUUCCUUCGAGGUGGACCUGGAGUGUACAAGGUAGUGAAGACUGGCCCAUCAGGUCACAACAUCAGAAGCUGCCCUAACCUUAGAGGUAUCCCAAUUGGAAUGUUAGUUCUGGGAAACAAAGUCAAGGCAGUGGGCGAGGUGACUAAUUCAGAAGGGACAUGGGUGCAAAUGGAUAAGAACAGCAUGGUAGAGUUCUGUGAAAGUGAUGAAGGCGAGGCAUGGUCGUUAGCUAGAGACAGAGGUGGAAACCAGUAUCUCCGACAUGAAGAUGAACAAAUUCUUCUAGAUCAAAAUGUUCAGACUCCUCCCCCAAGCCCUUUUUCAAUACAAGCUUUCAGUAAGGGGACAAGCUGUAGUAAUGGACAAGGGUUUGAUUACGGCCUUGGAAAUAACAAAGGUGACCGAAUGAAUUUCACAGGAGCUGCUAGACCAAUUUCUCCAUCAGGAAAAUCAGACAUGUCAUCAAAACAUAGAGCUGACAGCAGGUCACCCAAGCUUGAUGUGCGAAUAAAUAGAGCUGCAGCUGACCAGAAGAAACCUAGAAAUACAGAUGGCUUAUCUGCCAGUGAGUCUCUUAUGCUGAAAUCAGAUGCUGCAAAAUUGCGAUCAGACUCUCACAGCAGGUCUUUGUCUCCGAAUCAUAACACUUUGCAAACACUAAAAACUGAUGGUAGAACAACUACUGGUCUGAGAGCUGAAUCUCCAGGGCCAGGAAACCGAUCAUCUUCUCCAAAGACAAAGACACUUACAGCUGUUAGAUCUGGUGCUAGUUCUCCACGAUCCUCAUCACCACAUGACAAAACUCUACCUCAGAAAGCUCCUUCCCCUGUAAAAACAAAGCUUGAUCCUCCUCGAGAACGCUCCAAAUCAGAUUCUUACACGUUAGAUCCAGAUACCCUUCGCAAAAAGAAAGUACCGCUAACAGAACCCUUGAGGGGCAGGUCCACUUCACCCAAACCAAAAACUAUUGCAAAAGAUGGAAAACCUGUUACAGAAACUGAAAAUAGAGCUCCUUCCCCUCAUGUUGUACAAGAAAAUCUUCACAGCGAGGUAGUUGAAGUAUGUACUUCAAGUACUUUAAAGACUAACAGUAUUAUAGAUAGUACCUGUGAAGACAACACAGAAUUCAGAAGUCUGGACGAUGGUUCUAAUAAAGUUCAUUUCAGCAUAGGAAAAGCACCACUGAAAGAUGAGCAAGACAUGAGAGCAUCUCCGAAAGUGAGCCGUAAAUGUGCUGGUAGACACACAAGACCCAAAAAGGAAAAAUCCAGCUUUCUUUUCAAAGGAGAUGGCUCCAAGCCUGUAGAGCCUGCCAAGCAAGCAAUGUCACCUUCUGUUGCAGAAUGUGCUAGAGCUGUAUUUGCUGCAUUUCUCUGGCAUGAAGGUAUUGUUCAUGAUGCUAUGGCUUGUUCAUCUUUUUUGAAGUUUAAUCCAGAGCUGUCCAAAGAGCAUGCACCAAUUCGAAGCAGUCUUACUCAACAACCUGCAGAGGAAAAAGAAACAAAGUUGAAAAAUAGACAUUCAUUGGAAAUAUCAUCUGCUCUUAACAUGUUCAACAUCUCGCCUCAUGGACCAGAUAUAUCUAAAAUGGGUAGCAUCAAUAAAAACAAAGUUCUCUCAAUGUUAAAAGAACCACCUCUACAUGAAAAGUGUGAAGAUGGAAAAACUGAAACUACCUCCUUCGAAACAUCGAGUCACCACACAAUAAAAUCCAAGUCUCCUCUUCCAUUAACAUUGCAGCACUUGGUAGCUUUCUGGGAAGAUAUUUCUCUAGCAACUAUUAAAGCAGCUUCCCAAAACAUGAUUUUUCCAAGUCCUGGUUCUUGCGCAGUGUUAAAGAAGAAGGAAAGUGACAAAGAUAACAAGAAAACUAAAAAAGAGAAAAAGAAAAAAGAAAAGGUUGAGACUAGGCCAAGAGGAAAUCUUUUUGGCGAGAUGGCCCAGCUUGCAGUGGGAGGACCUGAAAAAGAUACCAUCUGUGAGUUGUGUGGAGAAUCCCAUCCAUAUCCAGUGACUUACCACAUGAGACAAGCUCAUCCAGGUUGUGGCCGUUACGCAGGUGGCCAAGGUUAUAAUAGCAUUGGGCACUUUUGUGGAGGAUGGGCUGGUAAUUGUGGUGAUGGUGGUAUUGGAGGAAGCACUUGGUAUUUGGUUUGUGAUCGAUGCAGAGAAAAAUAUCUCCGUGAAAAGCAAGCAGCAGCAAGAGAGAAGAUUAAACAGUCUAGGAGAAAACCAAUGCAAGUUAAAACUCCUCGUGCCUUGCCAACUAUGGAAGCUCAUCAAGUGAUUAAAGCCAAUGCACUGUAUUUACUGUCACUGAGUAGCGCUGCUGAGCCCAGUAUCCUCUGCUAUCACCCUGCAAAGGCAUUCCAGUCUCAACUUCCCAGUGUCAAAGAGGGAAUUUCUGAAGACUUUCCCAUUAAAAUGCCAUGUCUCUAUCUACAGACUUUAGCAAGGCAUCAUCAUGAAAACUUUGUUGGGUACCAGGAUGACAACCUCUUCCAGGACGAGAUGAGGUACCUGCGCUCAACUUCAGUACCUGCACCGUACAUCUCAGUUACUCCUGAUGCAAGCCCUAAUGUCUUUGAAGAGCCAGAAAGUAACAUGAAAUCUAUGCCCCCAAGUUUGGAAACCAGUCCAAUAACAGACACAGAUCUUGCGAAGCGUACAGUCUUUCAAAGAUCAUACUCAGUUGUUGCAUCAGAGUAUGACAAACAGCACUCAAUUUUGCCAGCACGUGUAAAGGCAAUCCCUAGGAGACGAGUCAACAGUGGAGAUGCAGAAGUGGGGUCCUCUCUCCUGAGACAUCCAUCUCCUGAACUUUCUCGGUUAAUCUCCGCCCACAGCUCUCUUUCCAAAGGAGAGAGAAAUUUCCAGUGGCCAGUAUUGGCAUUUGUAAUCCAGCAUCAUGAUCUGGAAGGACUUGAAGUAGCAAUGAAACAAGCCUUACGGAAAUCUGCUUGCCGAGUCUUUGCCAUGGAGGCUUUCAACUGGCUUCUUUGUAAUGUCAUUCAGACAACUUCUCUUCAUGAUAUUUUGUGGCAUUUUGUGGCUUCCCUGACUCCUGCACCUGUAGAGCCUGAAGAAGAGGAAGAUGAAGAAAAUAAAUCAAAUAAAGAAAAUGCAGAACAAGAAAAAGACACAAGAGUAUGUGAACAUCCUCUGUCAGAUAUAGUGAUUGCUGGCGAAGCAGCCCACCCAUUACCCCACACAUUUCAUCGCCUGCUCCAGACAAUCUCUGAUCUUAUGAUGUCUCUUCCCAGUGGUAGUGCAUUACAGCAAAUGGCCUUAAGGUGCUGGAGUCUCAAAUUCAAACAAUCGGAUCACCAGUUCCUGCACCAGAGCAAUGUUUUUCAUCAUAUCAACAAUAUUUUGUCUAAAUCUGAUGAUGGAGAUAGUGAAGAGAGUUUCAGUAUCAGUGUUCAGUCUGGUUUUGAAGUCAUGAAUCAGGAACUCUGUAUAGUAGUUUGUCUAAAAGACCUAACCAGCAUUGUUGACAUUAAAACAUCAAGCCGACCUGCCAUGAUUGGUAGUUUAACAGAUGGAUCUACAGAAACGUUCUGGGAGUCAGGAGAUGAAGAUAAAAACAAAACUAAAAACAUCACAAUUAACUGUGUAAAAGGAAUUAAUGCACGUUAUGUGUGUGUUCAUGUAGACAAUUCCAGAGAUCUUGGGAACAAAGUGACUUCAAUGACCUUCCUAACUGGCAAGGCAGUAGAAGAUCUCUGCAGAAUAAAGCAGGUAGACUUGGAUUCAAGACAUAUUGGCUGGGUAACAAGUGAACUUCCUGGGGGUGAUAAUCACAUCAUCAAAAUUGAAUUGAAGGGUCCAGAGAACACACUAAGAGUUCGACAAGUGAAAAUUCUUGGAUGGAAAGAUGGUGAAAGCAUUAAAAUAGCAGGCCAGAUUUCUGCAAGUGUUGCUCAACAAAGAAACUGUGAAUCUGAGACACUGCGAGUAUUCCGACUUAUUACAUCCCAGGUAUUUGGAAAACUCAUCUCCGGAGAUGCUGAGCCAACCCCAGAACAAGAGGAAAAAGCAUUGUUGUCUUCCCCAGAAGGAGAAGAAAAAGUACACAAUGCAACAUCAGAUGCAGACCUCAAGGAGCACAUGGUAGGGAUCAUAUUCAGCCGGAGCAAACUGACAAAUUUGCAGAAGCAGGUAUGUGCUCAUAUAGUCCAGGCCAUACGAAUGGAAGCAACCCGUGUGCGUGAAGAAUGGGAGCAUGCCAUCUCCAGCAAAGAGAACGCCAACUCGCAGCCUAACGAUGAAGAUGCCUCUUCUGAUGCUUAUUGCUUUGAGCUGCUGUCAAUGGUUCUGGCACUGAGCGGUUCCAACGUAGGCCGGCAGUAUCUGGCUCAGCAGCUGACUCUGCUCCAGGAUCUCUUCUCAUUGCUACACACUGCUUCUCCCAGGGUGCAGAGACAGGUAACGUCAUUACUAAGACGUGUUUUGCCCGAAGUAACCCCUAGUCGCCUGGCCAGCAUUAUAGGAGUGAAGUCUCUUCCGCCUGCAGAUAUAAGUGAUAUCAUUCACUCAACAGAAAAAGGAGACUGGAACAAACUAGGUAUCUUAGACAUGUUUUUGGGAUGCAUUGCCAAAGCCCUCACUGUACAGCUAAAAGCCAAAGGAACUACAAUAACAGGGACAGCUGGUACUACUGCAGGCAAAGGAGUUACUACAGUCACACUUCCCAUGAUCUUCAAUUCAAGCUAUAUUCGGCGAGGUGAAAGCCACUGGUGGAUGAAGGGUUCAACACCUACACAGAUCUCAGAGAUCAUUAUUAAACUCAUUAAAGACAUGGCAGCAGGCCAUCUGUCAGAAGCUUGGUCUCGUGUGACAAAGAAUGCUAUUGCUGAAACCAUCAUAGCUCUGACCAAAAUGGAAGAAGAAUACAGAUCACCAGUGAGGUGCAUUGCAACAACCAGGCUAUGGCUGGCAUUAGCAUCCCUCUGUGUACUUGAUCAGGAUCAUGUUGAUAGAUUAUCCUCUGGAAGAUGGAUGGGAAAGGAUGGACAACAGAAACAGAUGCCAAUGUGUGAUAACCAUGAUGAUGGUGAAACUGCCGCAAUCAUUCUUUGUAAUGUCUGUGGGAACUUGUGUACAGAUUGUGACCGAUUCCUUCAUCUCCAUCGGCGAACAAAAACUCAUCAGAGACAGGUAUUCAAAGAAGAAGAAGAAGCUAUCAAAGUUGAUCUCCACGAGGGUUGUGGCAGGACCAAACUUUUCUGGCUGAUGGCACUAGCAGAUUCUAAAACUAUGAAGGCUAUGGUGGAGUUUAGAGAACAGACAGGCAAGCCAACCACCAGCAGUUCUGAAGCGUGUCGUUUCUGUGGAUGUAGGAGUGGAACAGAGUUAUCAGCAGUGGGAAGCGUUUGUUCUGAUACAGAUUGCCAGGAGUAUGCUAAAAUUGCCUGCAGCAAGACACACCCCUGUGGCCAUCCAUGUGGAGGCGUCAAGAAUGAAGAGCACUGUUUGCCAUGCUUGCAUGGCUGUGAUAAGAAUGCUACAACUCUUAAACAAGAUGCUGAUGACAUGUGCAUGAUCUGCUUUACCGAAGCACUUUCAGCAGCACCAGCUAUCCAGCUGGACUGCAGCCACGUUUUCCAUUUGCAAUGCUGUCAACGAGUACUAGAAAACAGAUGGCUUGGGCCAAGGAUAACUUUUGGGUUUAUGUCCUGUCCGAUUUGCAAGAACAAAAUCAAUCAUACAGUAUUAAAGGAUUUGCUUGAUCCAAUCAAAGAACUCUAUGAAGACGUAAGGAGAAAAGCACUAAUGAGAUUGGAGUAUGAAGGGUUGCACAAGAGCGAGGCCAUCACAACACCAGGUGUUAGAUUUUAUAAUGACCCAGCUGGCUACGCUAUGAACAGAUAUGCCUAUUAUGUUUGCUACAAGUGCAAAAAGGCAUAUUUUGGUGGUGAAGCUCGUUGUGAUGCUGAGGCUGGACAAGGAGAUGACUAUGAUCCAAGAGAGCUUAUUUGUGGUGCGUGCUCUGAUGUUUCAAGGGCUCAGAUGUGUCCCAAACACGGUACGGAUUUCUUAGAGUACAAAUGCCGCUACUGCUGUUCAGUUGCUGUUUUCUUCUGUUUUGGGACAACACAUUUUUGCAAUGCUUGCCAUGAUGAUUUCCAAAGAAUGACAAGCAUCCCUAAAGAAGAACUCCCACACUGUCCUGCAGGUCCCAAAGGUAAACAACUUGAAGGAACAGAAUGUCCACUUCACGUUGUCCAUCCACCCACUGGUGAAGAAUUUGCUCUGGGUUGUGGGGUUUGCAGAAAUGCUCACACUUUUUAGACUAGCAUUUUUUUUUUACCAGAGCAAAACAGGUGCCCUCAUCCCUCAAGUGUCCUGAAAAUAAAGUCCAGCUGGGAUGAGGACGGGACCAUUUCAUAACCCAGGUAAAAGGAACAAUUUACAGUGCAAGAAGGAUGCCAAAUACCGUGUACAUAAUUCUUGCUGUGAGAUAUUGACAUUUUUUGAACUGAGACAUCAAAACUUGUGAGGUGUUUGCAUGUGGCCAUUACAGUCAUCGCCUAGGAAACAUUGGACAUUUACAAAUAAAUAAUUACUAUUAAAGGAUCUGUGUGUCUGUGGACUAUGAAUGAUGCUGGCUUUCAGGAGAAAGAAAAAAAUAUUGAUUAUUGUAUACUGACUUUUUGUAAUCUUGUACAAUUGUAACGCAUCACAAGUGGGGAUGGGAAAGAGGAAUAUUCUGGUUUAUUUCCUAGACUGUUAUAAAAAACAAUUGUGUUAGGAAGACAUAAAUGUAACAAGUAUCAUGCUGUAUAUAAAGGUAUCAAUGUUUGUCCUGUAUAAGAAUUAUUAAAUUACAACAGCAGUUUCAUUUAAACUUCUGGGUUAUGUUUGAGCCUGAAAUUUUAAUGAAGUGCAAUACUGAGUGUGCCUCAUAUCUUGCAGCUGUAAACAUAAUGGAAUGUACAUGUCAAUAAAGCCACUGUACAUUUUUAUACA
This is a messenger RNA of Neopsephotus bourkii (Bourke's parrot), 15126 nucleotides long. It is a transcript of the gene MYCBP2, whose product is annotated as MYC binding protein 2. Gene Ontology annotation, cellular component: nucleus. The transcript is spliced from 83 exons. The coding region runs from base 424 to 14448 and encodes 4674 amino acids. The record is from RefSeq and is a predicted model, not a curated record. Lineage: Eukaryota; Metazoa; Chordata; Aves; Psittaciformes; Psittacidae.